This is a messenger RNA of Linnemannia hyalina, 6153 nucleotides long. The record is from the annotation of a GenBank genome assembly. NCBI's taxonomy places the organism in Eukaryota, Fungi, Mortierellomycota, Mortierellomycetes, Mortierellales, Mortierellaceae.
AUGGCCGGCCUCUUCACAAAAAAGAAAAAGGAAGACCCCAACAAUAAUGCCAACAACGCCAAUAACAACAACUCUACUGGCAAACAACGACCCGCCCCACCUCCCAAUGGCCUCGGUCUUAACAACCCGCCGCCCUCCAACAACAACAACAACAACAAUGCACAGCAGAAUGGCGGAGGAUACCCUAAUAACAACGGCAGCAAUAGCAACCUCGCUCAAUAUGGCUAUAACGAUAAUCAAAACAGCAAUGGUGGCCAGUCCCAGGGAUACCAACAGCCUCCUCCUGCUCCACCUACUGGUCGUCCCAUGAAUGGCAUGAACGGAGGAGGAGGACAGGGAGGACCUAUGAGCCCGACGUAUUCUCAGACCAGUGGCCACAGUAUUCAUCAGCAAUUUCAACCACAGUCGCAACCAUCACCGGUUAUGUCGCACCAGCAGCCACCACCACAAUCACCAGCAAUGCAACAACAGCAGCAGCAGCAGCAGCAGCAGCAGCAACAACACCAACAGCAACAGCAACAACAGCAACAACAACAGCAAGGUCCUCCUCCUCCAGCACAGAGUGCACCUCUGACUGCAGGAGCAGCAGCUCCCCCGACUCCUCAACUGUUUUGGACGCAACGUCGCAUCGCUGGGUCAAACCCCUUUCCUCGGUUUCAGCAUACGAGUUCGAGUACACCCACAGGAACAGAUAUUUUUCUCUUUGGUGGUUGCCAAUUGGGAGUGCCCAAGGCAGACCUCUAUGUCAUUGACUCUGAUCAGGAACAGGAAACAGGUACAGAGAACAAGUACAAGGAACAGGUACAGGGAACAGUGUCGCUGCAAUGCCAGUUAAUCAAUCCCGCAGGAGCAGAACCCCCUAUACCAAAGUGCGGCCAUACCGCUGUCAACAUUGGUCAAUACAUUAUCUUUUUUGGCGGUUGGGACCCUACAACAGGACAAUGCGACGACACCCUGCACGUAUACCAUACUAUCAGGAAGGAGUGGAAUCGACCACCCAUUCAAGGACAGUUACCCACCCCUCGCCACUCUCAUUCCGGAUGCAACGUCGGAUCAACAAUGUACAUUUUCGGAGGCCAGGUCGACAACUUUUAUCUUGGGGACAUUGUUGCAAUGGAUAUGAAGACCAUUACCCAAAACCCGAGGUGGGAGGUCAUUGAGGCGCAGACAGAAUCCCCUCCAGCCCGCUCAGGCCACAGCGCAGCUGUUUAUGAUGGCAAGAUUUACAUCUUUGGAGGUGCGGACGCGGACUAUUUCUACAACGACAUCUGGUGCUUUGAUACCCGCGCCCUGACCUGGACCCCUAUCCCAGCAUCCGGAUACUUGCCAACAGGACGCCAUGGUCAUUCUUCCACAAUUGUUGAUGGCGUGCUCUACGUCUUUGGAGGAAGUAGCCCUGACGGAUCAGACCUUAAUGAUGCAUAUGCGUUCAGGAUACAUGAACGCCGGUGGUACCUUUUCCAGAAUGUUGGGGCUGCGCCCAGCCAAAGGAGUGGACACACCAUGUGUACAGUCAAGGACAAGAUCUAUAUCAUUGGAGGCGAGUCUGAGCAGAGCAACAUGGAAGAUCCUGCCUACAUCUACUACCUCGAGAUUCCCAACAUUCAAUUCUCUGACUCUCCAACGGCGGCAGCACCUCGCCAAGUUUCGUCUGCAAAACUUGUGCCUAACAGACCUAACGAUAGCGCGGGUCAGCAACAACAACAGCAGAUUCAAGGAGAGGGUGUCGUGCAAUCGGAAUUGGAUCGCAAUUCUGGACAGCCUCCUGCGCCUGGACGCCCCGAACGACCCGAUAGACCUGCUCGGCCUGAUCGCCCUUUAACUCAACGACCAGCGUCGCCCGCAACUUUUGGAAAGCCUUUUCCCAAUAGCAACAACAACAGUAACCCGCCGGUCUCUCAGCAAACCGGCCAAUUGAUGAACCCACAACUUGGACAGCGCCCUCUGACCAUGGGCACACCUGCAGCUCCUACUCGUGGGGCCAGUAGUGGAUUUCAGAACAACCAGGACUACCAAGAGGAAGGCUUGUCGAUUGCCACCCGUCGACAGACUCUCAAGGAGGACUUGGCUACAGGGUAUGGUAGUGCAGUUGUUGGCAUGGCAAGCCCCGUCAGCGCUCAUAAUGUGAACCGCAAGACAUUUCAACAACAGAUUCCCAACACCUCUCCUCAUCCUCCUGCAGCUGCUGGAUCUGCACCUAACUCUUCGCCCCUCCGUGUCUCGAAUGGUUCCUCUGAUAGCCCUAUGAACGCUGGUAACGAGACUAGCCCUGCCAUCUCGCGCCCAGAUCGUCGGACUAUGAACACUGUUGCACCUGCCCCGCCAGAAGGCCAGGACGAUAUGAGCCCUUAUUCAAUGGACGCCGUUGCAUCAGCCCAUGCUAGCAAAUCGAACCAGCAAGGAGGAGGAGCGUCAGGACCUUACAUCCCACCACCACCAGGAGGAGGAGCCAACAAUGCACCUUCAGGACGAGCAUCGCCGUUGCUCCCACCGCCUGGCAUUCGUCAACUCCCACCUCCACCCAACACCCCUUCCCCACCAGUCUCGGCUCAGAUCACUUUGCCACCAGGAGCAGAAAAGAAGACGGGUGUGAUCCCCCCACCUCCACACCAGGCACUUCCUCCAGCUACAUCUAACCGGUCUCCUUCACCUGCACCUGCGCGUGCCUAUGCUCGGACAACACCCACCCCACCUCUAGCCACCGGAUCGUCCUCUGACGCAGCCGGCGCCAUGCCGCCUACGGACAUUGCCCGUGUUAAGCAAUUAGAGUCUCAGGCCGAGUCUGCGCGUGAUGCCAAUGAACGCUUGCUUCAACAGAUGCGGGAUCGGGACGAUGAACUGGCAAGGAUGAGAAGGCGCGAGAAUUGGUUGGUUGCUGAGGUCAUCCUAGCUCGUCAGAAUGGCAGCAGCGCUGCAGGAUGCAGUGAUCAAGCAGUUCAUAUGAACAACAAGCGGUUGUCGAUGGCGGAUCUUGAGAAGGACCUGGAGAACCAGCAGCUGCAGGGGCAUCAGCUCAUGAUCACUCGUGCAUUGGUCAAGGUCAAAGAGGAUCUCAGGAACGCCAAGAUGUCAAUUGCUACACAGGCCCAGACUGCGUCGUUCAAGAUCAAGGAGGCAGAGCGUGUCAGGACUGGAGCAUUGCAGGAGGCUGCCUACUUGAAGGCCAAGCUGUCGUCACUGUCAAACGCUCAUGAGGACCCCGGUACUUUGGCCAAGGUCGAAAUGGAGCGUGCUGCAGAUCUGGAAAAGCGUCUCACGCUUGCCCUUGCCGAGCUCGAGACAGUCGAGUCUCAAUACGCCAAAACUCAGGAAAGCCUUCAGCAAGAAAGAAUGACCCGCCAUUCCGCUGAGGAACGCUCCAAUGGAUCCACCAUCUUGGCGGAGCAGGCACAGGCAGCUCAUACGCGUGCAUUGGCCGAGUUGGCGUCGUUGCAUGGUCGUGCUGCGGCGGCUGAAGCAGAGUCUCGGGAGUAUGCUGCACAGCUUGCAGAGAGCCAGGCUGGAUUCUCGGGUCACCAGUCGCAGUCUUCAGGGAUGAUGGAGAAGAUUACGGAUCUGAAGCAGCAGCUUGAGGAGCACCAAACGGCACUUCAUCGCACACAGAUGGCUUAUGCGGCGGCGAACGAGAGGGCAGUUCGUGCUGAGACGAUCUGCGAUGAUUCGUCAGAGAAGCUGGAGAGGCUUGAGAGUCUUCGGUCUGAGUUGGCGAGCGAAUUGAUGCGGUCCAAGAACGAGACGGAGCGUUUGCAGUCCAAGGUGGAGGAGCUUGAAGGAAGAUGGCAGAUUUCCAAGGAUGAAGUGGUGACGCUUCGCAAGCUGGUCGAGGACGGCUUGGGCGCCUUCCAUCCUCGCGGUCAGCCUCCACAGUCUCCUGAGCGGAAGCAUGACAGCAUUGCCAUCCUGAGCACGGUCUCUAAGGUCUCUGAGCUGGAGCACGAGCUCAGCUCGUUGAAGUCGUUGCACAAGAACUCGCAGGCCGCGGCAUCCAAGUCGGCGGCAGCUCUUGCGGAGGCUAUGAUCGAGUUGUCCCAACUCGAGCAGAGUUCUAUGAAGGCCAGGGCUGAGAGUUUGGCGUUGCAAAAGAUGCUAGCUAAUGAGCGUGAGGGUAGUGCCUUGCUGAGGAACGAGCUGACCAAGGUUGAGCAGGAGCUGGAGACCGAGAUGAAGGAGCUCGAGAACAAUGAGGUCCAGCUGGGUCUAUUGAAGGAUGUGAUGCGUGAGAAGGGUAUCAUGGCUGAGGAUGUUAUGCAACAGGCUGCAGCCCGUGGCUCGGGUGACUAUGCGGCGACUAUGGAGCGCAAGGUCCGCGAGUCGGAGGGACGUGUUCAAGCUCUGGAGAAGGAGUUGGAGGAGACUCAGGACCAUUUCACUCAGCAGCUGGAGGCCUUUGAGGCUCAGCGUCAGGCGACUGUUCAGCACUCGGAGAAGACUGGAAUUUUGCUCCGCAAGAUGAAGAACGACCUUGCUGUGACUAUGGCGGAGAAGGAGUCGGCCGAGUCGCAAUUGCAGGCCCUCCAGGAUACUCAUGCCCGCUGCGGUGAGAUGGCAACCACCAGGAACGGACAUGCCACCGAGGAGAGCCGUAGGUUGGCUGGGCAGGUUGGCGAAUUGCAGAACCGUUUGAUGGAGUCCGAGAUGCACUCGACUGAGCUCUCCCAGAAGGUUCUUACAAUGUCCGAGAGGAUGGAGGAACUCGAGACGUUGAACGAGGCCAUUUCGGAGGAACUCGAAUCGAUGCAGUCACAGUCGGAAAAGUUCAAGAUCCACGCCAACAAGCAGGAGAUGUCGCUCAAGUCGGAUAUUGAGCGUCUUGUCGAUGAAGUCCAUCAGGCCCAGGCCGCCGCCGCCGCUGCCGCCUCUUCCAACAACCACUCGGCUGCGAACGCCGAACUUGUUGCCUCAUUGGAACGCCAAUGUCACGGUCUGGAGCAGCAGCUGAAGAAGGCUCAGGAGGCUAUCCAGAUCCUGGAGGGUGACAACUCGGUUCUGGAGGCUCGUCUUCAGGACUCGGAGAAGAAAGUCACGUUGCUGUUGGAGGAUAUGCAGAACCACUUGACGGACCCUUCCCAGCCCGCUUCGCCUGUUGGCUCGAUCAACUAUGCGAGCAUCCAACAACAACUGAACCAUCACCAAUUCCCUGUGGCUUCGUCGUCGGCAUCCCCCUCGGCGACACCGCUUCAUGCUCAGCGUCUCAAGAACAACGGAUCAGUUGCCUCGAACGGUCGUAACGGAAGCAGCGGUAGCCCUCAUCACGGAAGUGGUAGCCCUCAUCAUGGAAGUGGUAGCCCUCAUCACGGAAGUGGCAGUGGCAGCCCCCACCACGGUGGUCGCACCAGUGCCAAUGGUCACUCGCCCUCUGGUCUUCAGAUCAAUAAGAACGGAGGCAGUCCCGCUGUUAGCCAGAGAGCCAGCCCCAGCCAGUUCAGCAUCAACCCCCGCAGCAACUCGCGUCAGCAGACUCAGUCCCGUCAACAGCAAUACCAGCAACAGCAACAGCAGCAGCAACAGGAGGACAACGAUGAUGUGUAUGCCUACGGAGGUAUCCAACAGCCUCAGCAGCAACAGUCCAACGGCGGGUACAUGCAGGGCCACGGCGUCAUCGAGCAGGAGGAUAUGAACUCGAGGUCCUACCGCGACUCUGUAGACUCGAUUACGCGUGAGCUAGAGAUGUUGAAGGUGCCUUGGAACAAGAACGCCUCUGGUGGAACGGGUCAGUCCGGUCCAGAUGCUGCCAGGUCGUCGCCUCUUCGUCAGCAGCAGCAACAACAGCAACAACAGAUGGAGCAGCAACAGCAGACGUAUCAAGGCAACCAUUAUGGUAACGGCGGCAUGAACGGACACAGUAACGGACAUGUCAACGGCAACGGCAACGGCAAUGGCAACGGCAAUGGCAACGGCAAUGGCAAUGGUCACCUUCAACAGCAGUACAUGUACAAUAACGACGACGAUAGCGAGGAUGAGGACAAUGGAAUCAGCUACCUCGCCCACCUUCAACAACGCGCUCCUCCUACUAGUGCUAGCAAUGGCGUUAGGGGAGUGCAGAAGGGAAACGGAGUUGCUGAUACGCGUUCGGCGAAUGAUAGGACUCCCUCUCGGUUGAAGGAGUACGAGCAAAUGAUUGAUGAGAUUGAGAACUCUAGGAGACAGCAUUAG